Prunus mume (Japanese apricot) is the source of this 1568-nucleotide messenger RNA. Its product is annotated as toll/interleukin-1 receptor-like protein. Lineage: Eukaryota; Viridiplantae; Streptophyta; Magnoliopsida; Rosales; Rosaceae. Gene Ontology annotation, biological process: signal transduction. The record is from RefSeq and is a predicted model, not a curated record.
GACUCUCCAUCACCUACAAUAUCAGAUUAUCUUUCUUCUCCAAAGUUUUCAUCUCAAAUAUCAGAUUUGCUUUAAUUAUAGCUCUGGUGCAUUCAGAGAAACAGAUAUGGACUCCAUCGAGUUCUUUCAAGUUUUCAUCAUAAUUAUCAUGACUCUGUUCUGCUUGUACUUCAGAUCAUUAACAUCUUCUUCUUCUUCCACUUCUUCUGUUGCUGCUGUUGAUACUGAUAUCCCCCAUCUUCAAGAAAAGUAUGAUGUGUUUAUCAGCUUCAGAGGUGAUGAAACACGCGAUUCUUUUACCAGCCAUCUUCACAAGGCUUUACUUCGGAAGAACAUUGAGACCUACGUGGACGACAAACUUGAGAAAGGAGACGACAUUGGACCUGCCCUUCUAGAAGCAAUCGGGAGAUCGAAAAUUGCACUAGUCAUUUUCUCAAAAGACUAUUCUUCUUCCACUUGGUGUUUGAAAGAACUUGUGCAUAUACUUAGAUGCAAGAAAAACCAUGGAAAGAUUGUUAUACCCAUUUUUUAUCGCGUAGAUCCAUCAGAUGUACGAAAACAAAAGGGAACUUAUGCGCUUGAAGGUCAUCAACUUAAGAAACGUUUUAAGGGCAUUGGGGAUGAGGAUGAGGUGGCCAACUGGAGGGCUGCUUUGGAGGAAGCAGCCAAUAUGUCUGGGUUUCAUUAUUCAAGCAAAACAGGGAGGACAGAGGCCGAUGUUGUUGAGCAAGUUGUUCAAGAUGUUUUGAUAAAAUUGAAUAUGUCUACCAAGCCCAAGAAUAAUACUGAGAGAGGUGAGGCCAAAAGAGGCGAUGCCUUCAACAUUUCCGGGAAUACAAUUGAGGGGAGCAAUUCAGGUAGGGUAGGAAUUUUCGAGUUUGGCAGCAAAAACGUCUAUAAAGGCCAUGAGAAAGAAAAACAAGUCGACUCAAGAAGUGGAGAAACCGACUCGGCCUCCGGUGGUGAAAACGAGGAGUGAACUCAGGUGAUCUGUGGUGUAUAGGCCUCUUUAUUUUAUGUAUGCACCACGUGUCUUAUGUAAUUUGAUAAUAAAAAUUGAAUAUUGUCCUUUACACAAACCCUUUAGUUUUGAGUUGGUUUCCUUUGCCAGAUCCCAUGAUUGAUGAAAUUGUUUCUUCACCGAAGGUGUGUUUCCUCGUAGUGGAUGAAAUGAAUGUAAGCUUAAUCGGUCUGAUUUGAUCUGAUUUUAGUAAUUUUUUUUUUGAAAUCGGCCAGUUUGGUUCUCACUAGUUCUGGUCCAAUUUUUGGUUUUUCCAGUUUUGAAUCGGAUUAUUAAAUUUUUUUCAUUUGGUUUCCGAUUUUCCAAUUCCGAUGCCCAAUGAACUUCGCCGGUGAACACUUAUAUAAUGAUUAUUGGGAUGUCUUUGUUAAAUACAUGAUGGAGGAAGAACAUAGGAAACAACGGAUGAUGCUCUGCUCUAGAAAGCUUUUACAGAUUUCUUGAAUGGAUAGAAAUCUGUAAAGCAUACAUCAAUUCAGUAUAAACGGGAGGGAGCACAAAACGCGUGGGUCAAUAUCCAUGGGCAAUAGGUUGGCAUCCAAAGUUG